Molecule: messenger RNA, 2097 nt
Organism: Athalia rosae (coleseed sawfly)
Lineage: Eukaryota; Metazoa; Arthropoda; Insecta; Hymenoptera; Athaliidae
Product: myogenesis-regulating glycosidase-like
Exons: 4
Coding region: 19-1989 (656 amino acids)
Biological process (GO): carbohydrate metabolic process
Molecular function (GO): hydrolase activity, hydrolyzing O-glycosyl compounds
Source: RefSeq, a predicted model, not a curated record
AGAGCUGUUUUUUCCAACAUGGCUAAUGUCAAGCUGCGGUUACAGGCUCUAACUUUCUUCGUGUGGAUAGGGAGUAUUUCGUGCUGUACGAGGCUCUUGGAUAAUAGAGUAUCGCAAAAGAUCAAAUAUGGAACAGUUGACAUUAUUAUCGAUAAUCACCACAUCGGUCUGAGCAUCACAAAGAAUGAUGGAUCUAACGUGUAUAACGUACUCCACACUCACUCGGGAGCAGAUCCGUCAUUGCCACUUAGAUUUAGCGACUGUACAGGGAAUAAAACUUGUGUGACGCAGGGCGAUGCGGUCAGAACAGAGUUUGAAAUGAGUCCGGAGAGUGCAGUUAUAAAAAUAUCACGUGUCGUACUUGAUCCCAAUGCAGAAAUUGUCGAUUGUUACCAACUAAGUGAAUUCACUCAAUGGUUCAGCGGACCGCAACAUCGAUAUCAGCACUGGCCGAUUCAGCAUAUGCGAUACGAGGAUGAACCCUAUUUGCCAACACAUCAGACCAACAUGGCAGUGACGGAAAGAUAUUGGUUGUCCAGCAAAGGAAUUUACAUCUUCGUCGAGGAUGAAGCUCCACUAUUCCUGGACCAGAAUAAUUACAAGGAUAAAAACCUCUGUUUGAAAGCUAAGAAUAAAACCCCUUACAGAGAGCGAGAAAAUAUAACAUUGGCAUACGAAGUUGGCGUUUUCAAUAAUCCACGACAGGCUCACGAAGUAGUAAUCAGAGAACAUUUGGGCAAACCGACUGGUUAUCCCGACGAGAGAAUGAUCGAACACCCCAUAUGGUCUACUUGGGCAAGGUACAAGGUCAAUGUCAGCACAGACGUGGUCCUGGAAUUCGCCGACGAGAUUACUGGUCACGGUUUCAACAAUAGCCAGUUGGAAAUUGAUGACAACUGGGAAACUUGUUACGGAUCUGCUGUUUUUGAUCAAACUAAAUUUCCCAACAUCGCAGCUCUUACAGAGACUCUGAAGAGCAGAGGUUUCAGGGUGACCUUGUGGAUACAUCCAUUCAUAAAUGAAGAAUGUGAACCCUAUUAUUCCCAAAUUUUAGCUAGAGGAUAUUUUGCAAAAAAUCUUCAAGGCGAAGUGCACACGCAAUGGUGGCAGGGAAAUCGAGCAGCCGCUAUUGAUUUCACUAAUCCCGACGCUGUGCAAUGGUGGACGCAGAGGUUGAAGGAUUUGAAGGCUGCGAGUGGCAUUGAUGGUUUUAAAUUUGAUGCCGGGGAGGUUUCUUGGCUACCUCAAACACCUGAUAUAACAUCUGACGAUCUACUAUCACCAGGAUAUUUCACAAGUAGUUAUGUGAGAGCUUUAGCUGAAAAUUUUAACAACGCUAUCGAGGUACGUGUGGGUUGGAGAACCCAAGAUCUACCAAUUUUCGUACGGAUGAUCGAUAAGGACACCAGAUGGACUUGGAACAAUGGACUUCCGACCUUAAUUACAACGUUAUUGCAAAUGAAUCUGAAUGGUUAUGUCCAUGUACUUCCUGAUAUGAUUGGCGGUAACGGAUACCUGGAUGGUUUUCUCAAUGGUACGGAAUAUCCACCCAAGGAGAUGUUCAUCAGGUGGUUACAAACCAACGUGUUCAUGCCGUCCUUGCAGUACUCCUUUGUGCCAUGGGAUUUCGAUAACGAGACGAUUGAGGUGAGCCGAAAGUUCACGAAUCUGCAUGCAGAAAUAGCACCAACAAUCAUAUCAUGUAUGCAAAAAGCAGUCGCAACCGGGGCCCCGGUAAAUCCACCGAUUUGGUGGGUAGAUCCAACAAACACACAGGCGCACAAGAUUAACGAUGAAUUCAUGCUCGGGGAAGAUAUUCUUGUGGCACCCGUGAUUGAAGAAGACGCUGUUCAACGUGACAUAUAUCUCCCCACGGGGGUUUGGAAAGACGGUGUAACGGACAGCGUUUACACUGGGCCGACGUGGCUGAGGAAUUAUCCAGCUCCUCUGGACGUUCUGCCUUGGUUCCGCAAACAAGGAUCAGUUUAAGUGUUCGGUAGUGUAAUCCAGCUCUUAGUAAUGCACCUUGCCAUUACAAACCGAGGGGACUUGUAUUCGGGUAUUCGAUAAAGUCUACGUGGCAGAGUUUAUGAAAAA